AUGAUUGCUAUAGGACUGGAAGGUAGUGCUAACAAAUUGGGCGUUGGUGUCAUAUCACAUCCCUCCAAAGGCAAGCCAGCUAAAAUUCUUUCCAACAUUCGACAUACCUUUGUCUCGCCUCCAGGUGAAGGUUUUCUACCGAAAGAUACUGCGAAGCAUCAUCGAUCAUGGGUUAUAAAACUUGUGAAGCAAGCUAUGGCACAAGCUGGAGUGAAGGUCUCCGAUAUCGACUGCAUAUGUUAUACAAAAGGCCCUGGCAUGGGUGCACCUCUGCAAAGUGUGGCCAUCGCAGCGCGAAUGCUUUCGCUGCUGUGGGGUAAAGAGUUGGUAGGGGUAAAUCAUUGCGUAGGACACAUAGAGAUGGGUCGAGAGAUUACUGGGGCACAGAAUCCGGUUGUUCUAUACGUCAGUGGAGGAAAUACCCAAGUGAUUGCAUAUGCGGAGCAACGAUAUCGAAUUUUCGGUGAAGCGCUAGAUAUUGCGGUUGGUAACUGUUUGGAUCGUUUUGCAAGGACCUUGGAGAUCAGCAACGAUCCCGCGCCAGGAUACAAUAUUGAGCAGUUAGCAAAGAAGGGAAAAGUGCUAUUAGAUUUGCCAUAUGCGGUAAAAGGAAUGGACUGCUCAUUUUCUGGAAUUUUAGCAAGCAUUGAUAUUCUUGCUGCAGAGCUGAAGGAGAAUCCAAAGCAAAAAGACCCUAUUACGGGAGAAGUUAUUACCACAGCAGAUUUAUGUUUUAGCUUGCAGGAAACUGUCUUCGCGAUGCUGGUAGAAAUAACAGAACGAGCUAUGGCUCAUGUAGGAAGCAACCAAGUCCUUAUCGUGGGAGGCGUAGGUUGUAAUGAGAGACUACAAGAGAUGAUGGGAUUGAUGGCAAGGGAUAGGGGAGGCAGCGUCUUUGCAACCGAUGAACGCUUCUGCAUUGAUAAUGGUAUCAUGAUAGCGCAGGCUGGGCUUCUGGCGUACGAAACCGGUUUCAGGACUCCAUUGGAAGAGAGUACAUGUACUCAGAGAUUCAGAACGGAUCAAGUUUUCGUCAAAUGGAGAGAAUGA
Messenger RNA from Sclerotinia sclerotiorum 1980 UF-70, 1050 nucleotides. RefSeq lists its product as hypothetical. Bases 1 to 1050 code for a protein of 349 amino acids. NCBI's taxonomy places the organism in Eukaryota, Fungi, Ascomycota, Leotiomycetes, Helotiales, Sclerotiniaceae. The transcript has a single exon. Gene Ontology annotation, cellular component: cytoplasm; EKC/KEOPS complex. The record is from RefSeq and is a predicted model, not a curated record. Gene Ontology annotation, biological process: tRNA threonylcarbamoyladenosine modification.